AAGCUCCGAAGAAGAGAAGAUGCGUCAAGAGGUUGCGGGGAGAUUUCAGAUGCUGCUUCUGCUUUGGUCAAUACUUCUCCUUAGUUUGGGGACGGGGUUUCCUACCAGACACAAGAAUGUUGCCCACAAGGCUCACGGCCACCCUGUUCAUAGCGGUGGGGUCCAAUACGUCCCUGAGACUUUGGAGCAGCAGAACCAGGUGCAGAGUCUGCUGCCUGAACCACACAGCCACCAGAGGAGGUGGUCGCACCCCCAGCACCGCUCCAUUGGUGUUCUUCCACAGCCGGAGCCUGAGGAGGAGACCAAACCCUUCAUCCUGGAUCUCAAGAACUUUCCAGACCUGGCCAAUGCUGAUAUCAAUUCGCAGAACCCCAACAUACAGGUUACCAUUGAGGUGGUGGACGACCCUCAGAUGGAGGUAGAGAUGGACCUGGCCAAGGAAAAAGACUGGCUGCCCUCCUCGUCCUCCUCCCCCUCUUCCACAGUGGAUUGGCUUGGAGGCAAGAAGCUUUUCUGGCCCCUUUUCUGGAGUUACACCGACGCCGAUUCCAGCGAGGACAGCAACAGCCGGUCAGGCGUGGAGGAAACUGGCGAGGAAGAGGAGGAGGAAGAUUACUCCCUGGAUUAUGGCAGUGAGGAGCCAUUACCCAGCGGAGUGGGCGGAGACUGGGAUACUCGUUGGAACGAAGGCUGGGAUCCAAUGCAGAGCUACUAUGAGAAGGAGACGGAUGAGUGGACUCCCUGGUCUCCCUGGUCUCCCUGUUCAGUGACAUGUGGACAUGGUGAGAGGAAGAGGACCAAGUCUUGUGGCUACUCUUGCACUCUGACAGAAGCCUCUAAAUGUGACCUGGAGCCUUGCCCUGGCGAUGUCAACACCGUGGUAGAACCUUUCCCAUUUGACAUGGAGAAUGGCACAGAGCCAUUUGGGACAGAUGUGGACAGCUGUGAGAAGUGGCUCAACUGUAAGAGUGAGUUCCUCCAGAGGUACCUCCACCAGGUGUUGUCUGAGCUGCCCAGCUGCCCCUGCUCCUACCCCUCUGAAGUGGCGUACACCGUGGUCAGUGUCUACGAUGAGACUCAUGGCCGGCAGUUCCGCUGGCGUGAUGCCAGUGGCUCUAAGGAACGCCUGGACAUCUACAAGCCAUCAGCACAUAGCUGCAUCCGCUCAGCACUUUCUGGUGACUCGUCUACUCUUGCAGCGCAGCACUGUUGUUAUGACGAUCGCGGGCGGCUGAUCACACGAGGGAAAGGCGCAGGCACGCCUAACCUGAUCAGCACUGAGUUCUCACCUGAGCUGCACUUCAAAGUGGAUGUGCUGCCUUGGAUCCUGUGCAAGGGAGAUUGGAGUCGCUUCCAUGCGGUGCGACCACCCAACAAUGGGCUGAGCUGCCCAGAAAACCCCCAUGAAGACGUGUUCAUGAAUGAACUGGAAGAGGCCAGGGAGUACUGAGGGACCACAGCCAAAAGUACCACUUCACUCAGAGAGUCAAAGGGCCCAAUCCUAAUUUGAGAGGAGACAGCCUACCUUAAAAGUCAUGAAGUAUUACUUCUAAACCAUGCAUCAGCCAUUUAUCAUGCAUUGAUGACUCAGAGGAAAUGCACAUUUGUGAUUGGCAAAUUUGUGGGGUUUAGAAAUGAUGGUGAAGUGGGGCUGUCUCAAGUUAGGAUUUGGCACAGUGUCCUGACAUCAGACUCAACUGAACUGAACUGAAUUACAUGAAUGGAAAAAAAAUGCAGUGUUCUCCCAUAGCUUGCCAACCUGUUACACAUCUGGCAUGACAUCAAGCUCUCUCUUUAUAUUCACUACACUCUCCUGGGUGCGUGUAAGCAUGAUGCCUACUUACUGGCUUUUUUGAUGGUGUCCUGGAGCGCUUGUGAUUGACAAUAGCAACAUAUGGUAAACAUCCUGAUCAUGCUUCUUGUAGGUUUUACAUUUGAAAAUGUAUGAAUAUGGGCUGCAUUGAUUGAAAGAAACACAUACAUGGGCAGAGUCCGACAGAUGAAUAUCCCAACUAUGCUGCUACAAUAUAAGAUUCUUCAGGUUCAAAAGGUAUGAAGGGGACGGGACAUUACUAAACCCAAAAGAUGCCACAUGCAUUCACAGUAAUGUACAUUUAAGCCAAUCUUUGGAUACAAAAAAAUGGUAAUUGUAAAAUAAUUUGGGAUGUGAACCAGAGAGGUAAGCUAAAAUAAUUUCAAAGUUUCUGUUGUCAUUAUGGAGCUUGCUAGUGAGAAUUAUGAGACUAGCUUUUAGGCAGUAAUGCUACAGUAACAGCACAUUUGAUUUCAAAUGUUUUGUCACACAGAAUGAUUUCAUGUGUUUCCUCACAUCUUCACAGCCAGGAAAAUAUAUGAUUUGGGUGCCAAAGAGUUAAAAAUCAGACUGUUGGUGCCUGUGUAACUCCAGCCUCCUAAGUCUCUUUGGUGCAAAUGUAGGACAAACAUUCAGUUCUACAGUGAGUAGAUUGUGCUCAUAGAUAUGUCUCUAUAAUGUUCUCAGGGGGACUAACCUACCAUGAUAAACAAAUUUCAUUUACCUCGACAAUGGAGCACUAUUGGACCUUGUACAAAGUGUAUUGGGGUAAAGAUUAGUACGGAGUAUCGUGUGUGUAAUCCCGAUUGGAAGUGGUGAAGAGAUAAUGCUUUUGAGCAGUUUCUGAAAGUAAUGAGAACCCUUAUAACUGAAUUGUUGCUGUCAAUACAUUGUGUGGUAGAACGAUGUCAUUGCUGUUUAAGCUGUUGGCUUAGGGUCUUUGGGUUUAUGUACAGAACUUGAUUGGAUAGAAAGGACAUUCCCACUCAAAUAAACAUUCCUGAGAGGUCAUGUAGUUAAGUGUCCUUCUCAUGGCUGACAGAAUAUUGGUAAAGGCAACAUUGUAGUAGUCAGUCUUUCACCAUUAGGUAUACUACAAAGGAUUGAGAAGGCUGAUGUCUAACCAUAAUAAUAAUAGUUUGUUAGCAUUGUAGCAGUAGAUAUACUAAAACUCUGCACCUCGCUCAGUAAACUGUUGUGGCAGUAACCGUAAACCCUACUGAAAACUGCCUUAAAACUGCAGGAAUGGCCCUUUCUAUCCACUCUGAUUUUAUGGAUGUUCGCUCCAAACCUUUUUUUCAGGAAUUCUGCUUCCAGAUGUGCAUUUGCAGACAUGCAUUUACAUUUUGGAAUCACCGAUUUUAAAGGAAGGCACUUUAUUUAAAGUAUGCGUGUGCAUAUACAGUAUAUAUGUAUACACACACACACAUACAAACACAAAUGAUAUAUCAAAAUGUACUCAUGUUUGCCAUUUGUUGAUGAUAGUGUAAUUGUGAAGGGAAACUCGCCAGAGAUGCUGCAUUGUUCUAUGAAAGUGCAUAUAUCAAGUGUUCUGUUGAGAAAAGCAUGAUCUUUUUGUGAUUUCUGAAUCUAGUAUUACAUAUAUGGUGUUGUACAGUAUUUAUUUGUCUGUUCUCUUUUUUUUAAGUUUGUUGAAGCUUUGAAAUGACUAUACUCAACAUGGUGCACUAAUCGGACUGAAAAAUGAAGGCACCCAUUAUCAAAAGGGAAACCACUUGCCUCAUAUCACUUCAUACAGCAACAUUAAGUGUGUGUUUCAUUUUACGUUGUACUGCAGUGCUCUAUGAAAAUGUUGUUGCAAUUAUGCUGAUGAAAUAUAUAUAUAAAG
Messenger RNA from Seriola dumerili (greater amberjack), 3662 nucleotides. RefSeq names its product isthmin-2-like (gene ism2b). NCBI's taxonomy places the organism in Eukaryota, Metazoa, Chordata, Actinopteri, Carangiformes, Carangidae. The coding region runs from base 20 to 1450 and encodes 476 amino acids. The record is from RefSeq and is a predicted model, not a curated record. The transcript is spliced from 6 exons.